AUGUCUGGUUCUCUGGCAGCAUAUCAUCAGAUGGCUGCAGGUGACGCCAAGUCGGACAUGAGUUGUCGACGAUUUAAUAGCGAACCUCUGAAGAGAUUUACAGAAGCAAAAAACAGUAUUGGUGAUAUAUAUAAUGAACUGGAAACAUAUGUCACUGAUCUUUCUCUUUUUUAUGAUGAAAUUCUAAAUAAUAAUGGCAACGUGCCAGAUGAACAGAUUCAAGAAAUUUUUUGUUUCAAGGAAAGCAUCAAAACAAUCCGUGAUAUGUUCAUGCGGGAUACUAUGAAAGUUGUUUUCUUUGGGAGGACGAGUAAUGGCAAAAGUUCAAUUAUCAAUGCUAUGCUUCAUGCAAAAGUAUUACCGCAAGGGAUGGGACAUACAACUUGUUGUUUUCUACAGGCAAGCUUAUUCGUUGAGGGAAGCCCAGAUGGCGAGCAGUUUGUUCUUAAUGAAAAUUCGUCAGAACGAAUAAGUAUCGAGCACUUGCAACGAUUAGGACAUGCAAUGAGUGAUAACAAUGUUUCACUCACGGCCAUGGGUCAAGACUCACUGUUACGUGUAUUUUAUCCCAAAUCAUGCUCACGUCUGCUCCAAAAUGAUGUUGUUAUUGUUGACAGUCCUGGAGUAGACCUCUCACCCGAAUUCGACAGUUGGAUUGAUAAGCACUGCAUGGAUGCUGAUGUAUUUGUGCUUGUUUGCAAUGCAGAGUCAACUUUAACGCAAGCUGAAAAAAGUUUCUUUCAUCGAGUCAGUUCAAAACUAAGCAAACCGAAUGUCUUCAUUUUGAACAACCGGUGGGAUGCAAGUGCUGUCGAAGUGGAAAAUAUGCAGCAGAUCCGAGAACAACACAUGACUCGAUUUAAGCAGUUUCUCGUUAAUGAGCUUAGAGUAUGCAAUGAAUCAGAAGCUGGAAAUCGUAUUUUCUUUGUGUCAGCGCGUGAAAUGCUAGAUGCACGACUGAAAGAAAGAGGAAUUAUACAUUUUGCUUAUCAGGUUGAUGGGCAUCAGUAUCGUGCGAUGGAAUUUGCAAAUUUCGAAACGCAAUUCGAGCAACUUAUUUCGAAAUCAGCAAUCAGCACCAAGUUCGAGGCUCAUGAACGAAGGGCACGUGAAAUUGUAGGAGCAAUGCGAAAUAACUUGGAUCUUGUACAAAAUAAUGCUCUCGAACGAAAGAAAGAACUGCAAAAUAGCUACGCCGCUAAGGAUACAACAUUUAAAGAAUGUUUAAAUAAUUGGAAAGAAUUCGAGCGUGUUGCUAGCAUUGAGUCACAACGACUAAGAAAUGAGGUACAUUUGAAAGUGUCUGCAGAUUUCUAUGAAGAAUUACAAAGAUUGGAGUCAAUCAUUGAUCGAUUUGAUAGUAAAUUUGUAGACGAACCAGUUUGUAUUAAUCAGUACAAAAAGAAUUUGGCUGAUUUCGUUGGUAAAUUGAUAACAGAAGAUCUAGAAGCGCGUUGUACUAGAGGCCUUAUUCAACGUAUUUGGAAUUUAGAAAAUUCAAUGUAUCAAAAUGUCAGUCAGAUACUCGUUGAGCCAUACUCAAAAAAAUUAGAGCAGAUUUGGCGAUAUCGUGCUCCUUUUAAUUUUUCGAUUUGCAUUAACUGUCCGUCGUUGAUGGAGGACUUUCGAGAAGACUUAGAAUUCCGUUUCUCAUUUGGUCUUACCUCUCUUAUUAGGCGUAUAAAUGCAUAUCGUUUAGGAAAACCGAUAACUGCUAUUGGCAGCCCAUGGUCUUUGGAUGUUUUUAAGAAUUACAACAGUCAAGCAAAUGCAGAGGUUGAUGAAGCUUCCAUUCAGCCGAAAAAUCAUGAAGAACCACAAUUAAUGACGUCGGCUGAUCCGCAGGAAAACGCUAUUGUAACUCAGUUAGCACUUUCAUCAGUUAGCUACGUAGCUAAUGGUGGACUUGGUCUUCUUGUAAUUGGAGGAAUAGUUUCGAAGACAGUCAGUUGGCGCACCAUUGCCGCUGGUAUAAUCCUCUACAGUGGUUUGUACGCCUUGGAAUAUUGGCGCUGGAAUUCUGGUGCUAAAGAGCAACACUUCAAGGACCAAUUUCGUCAUCAUCUAAGUGCUAGGAUGCGAGGUGUUGCAGCAACGCAUACAUUACAUUGUGAAACACAAGUCCUGAGAGAAAUGAAGCAGGUGAUAAGUGGUUUAAAAAGUACAGUAGGUAGUGUGCAUCAAGAAAUGAUGAGAGAACUUGAUGAUAUCCGAAGAGAAAUCAGAAGAAUCGAUCACAUUACUAAAGGAUUGAAUACAAUAAAAGGAAAGACAUCAUUUCUCAAUACAGAUUUGGAUCGUUUUGAGAGCGAGUUUUUGAAGAAAGGUUCUCACUCACCAGUAGAUAAAUCUUAA
Messenger RNA from Thelazia callipaeda (thelaziosis nematode), 2355 nucleotides. The record is from the annotation of a GenBank genome assembly. NCBI's taxonomy places the organism in Eukaryota, Metazoa, Nematoda, Chromadorea, Rhabditida, Thelaziidae.